CACACACACACACACAAAAAUCCCACCCGCUUCUUUCUCUUCUCCCCCUGUUUCAGUCAGAGAAAAAACAUCCGUACAGAGCAGAAGGCGUAGGAAGGAGGAAAGAAACCAAGAAAAAGGCAGCGCAGCGGACCAAGAAAGUGAAACUGCUCGUGCUGGUGAUCGAUCCUGCCGAGAACCUUAAUUUCUCGCUCGGUCAUGGCGGGACCCGCGGAGGAGACUGCCGUCGCCGCAGUGCCCGCGACCUCGCCGGCGGACGGCGUCUCGGAGGAGACGGCGUCGCCGGCGGCAGUGGCGGCGAGGCCCCGGGGGUUUAGGCUUCUCGGGGAGGACAAGUCCGUGCACAAGGCCCUCGGUGGUGGUAAAACUGCUGAUGUAUUGUUGUGGAAAGACAAGAAGAUCUCUGCUGCAGUAAUUGGUGGUGUAACAGUCUUAUGGGUUCUGUUCGAAGUAGUUGAUUACCAUCUUCUGGCCCUGAUAUCUCAUGUGCUGAUUGGUGCACUGGCCAUCUUGUUCUUGUGGUCCAAUGCCACUGUCUUCAUCAAGAAGAGCCCUCCUGAUGUUCCCGAAGUGCAGAUAUCUGAAGAUCUUGCUGUGAAUAUUGCACGAGCAUUACGUGCUGACAUCAACAAAGCACUUCGCUUGCUUCGGGAGAUUGCUCUGGGCCAUGACCUGAUGAAGUUUCUAGGCGUGAUUGUUGCCCUCUGGAUUCUUUCGGAAAUUGGAAGUCUCUGCGACUUCCUUACCCUGAUAUAUGCUGGGGUCUUGAUGCUCCACACGGUACCGAUAUUGUACCACAAGUACCAGGAGAAGGUGGACGAUUUUGCUGGGAAGGCUCAUGCGGAGCUCUGCAAGCAGUAUCAGGUCCUGGAUGCCAAGGUUCUGAGCAAGAUUCCCAGGUCUCCACCAAAAGACAAGAAGCAGAACUAGAACAAAGAUCAGAUCAUCCUGAAACUCGACCUGGAGGAUGACAUGCAUGUUGACAUGUUUUGGUUCUGGCUUGUGCACAUCUGUCCUGUCUGUAGUUUACGUGCAAAUGGUCUGAUGCGGUUGGUGGCUUGGUGUGGGUGGGUGUACAUGUGCAUGUUUUGUUUGUUUGAUCCCAUAUGUUUCUACCAACCUGCGCCUGACUGUGGUUGUGUAGCUAUAUCGUAUACAACUAUUUUCUAUGUGCCGUGGCCCGUACAUACAUAUUCCGCAAGAACAAGUUUAUGGUUAC
Messenger RNA from Phragmites australis (common reed), 1219 nucleotides. Its product is annotated as reticulon-like protein B2. Bases 199 to 930 code for a protein of 243 amino acids. The record is from RefSeq and is a predicted model, not a curated record. The transcript is spliced from 5 exons. Lineage: Eukaryota; Viridiplantae; Streptophyta; Magnoliopsida; Poales; Poaceae.